Rotaria sordida is the source of this 707-nucleotide messenger RNA. The record is from the annotation of a GenBank genome assembly. NCBI's taxonomy places the organism in Eukaryota, Metazoa, Rotifera, Eurotatoria, Philodinida, Philodinidae.
AUCCAUUACAUAUGAAAAAGAACAUACCAUUUACAAUGCUCUUUCGAGCAAUUAAGUAUUGUUCUACAUUUCAAACAUAUUUGGAUGAACGCGAGAAAUUAAGAAUGGCCUUAUUACUUAAUAGAUACCCGAAUAAAAUUAUUGAACAACAGUUUAAUAAUGUUCUAUUAAGAUUCAAUAUUGAUCAGCCAUUGACUACUAUUAAUUAUGAUAAAUAUCGACAGAAUGUGUUAGAUUCACCUUAUAUAAAACCUAUAGGAAUUGAUUAUGAUAAAGUUAUGUUUAUUCAUUUUACUUAUUGUUCAAGUAUGAAAGGAUUUCCUUUGAAAUUCCAUACAAUAUGGAAUAAAUAUUUUGGUGAAUCUCCGAUUAAUGAAAUUCGACCCAUACUUGGUACCCGUAAUCUAAAAGAAAAACGACAAGAAUUAGCUAAUAAACUUUUAGCAAUAUUUAAUCAGAUGUUUUUCUUCCCAACUUCAAGAUGUUUUUCUUCCCAACUACCAGAUAAAAUCAGUGUAAUAUGGAGUGGUCGUUUAAUAGCUACGGCUGGCCAUUGUACCACUCGACGAACAACACGUACCGCUGUAAUUACACUUUCACAUAAAGUUAGCGAUUCACUUGAAUAUUGCGGUGAUACUCUUUUACAUGAAAUGUGUCAUGCAGCUGUGGUUUUAACUGAUGGUGUUAUGGAACAUGGUCAAUGCUAA